Hyphopichia burtonii NRRL Y-1933 is the source of this 294-nucleotide messenger RNA. RefSeq names its product ubiquinol--cytochrome-c reductase subunit 8 (gene QCR8). Gene Ontology annotation, biological process: mitochondrial electron transport, ubiquinol to cytochrome c. NCBI's taxonomy places the organism in Eukaryota, Fungi, Ascomycota, Pichiomycetes, Serinales, Debaryomycetaceae. The transcript has a single exon. The record is from RefSeq and is a predicted model, not a curated record. Bases 1 to 285 code for a protein of 94 amino acids.
AUGGCAGGACCACAUCCUCGUACUUACCUUGGCUGGUGGGGUCACUUAGGUUCCCCAAAACAAAAGUAUGUCACUACUUAUACCGUUUCUCCUUAUGCUACCAGACCAUUAAAGGGAGCUUUAUAUAACUCUGUUUUUAACGUUUUCAGAAGAGUUAAAAAUCAAGCUUUAUUUGUUAUAAUUCCUGGUGUUAUUGUUUGGAACAUCUGGGCCGUUGCUAGAGAUUAUAAUGAAUACUUGUAUACUAAAGCUGGUAGAGAAGAUUUAGAAAAAGCUAAUGCUUAAUCUAUUUGC